Camponotus floridanus (Florida carpenter ant) is the source of this 1669-nucleotide messenger RNA. It is a transcript of the gene Grasp65, whose product is annotated as Golgi reassembly-stacking protein 2. Bases 113 to 1528 code for a protein of 471 amino acids. Gene Ontology annotation, biological process: Golgi organization. Gene Ontology annotation, molecular function: protein binding. The record is from RefSeq and is a predicted model, not a curated record. The transcript is spliced from 7 exons. Gene Ontology annotation, cellular component: Golgi apparatus. NCBI's taxonomy places the organism in Eukaryota, Metazoa, Arthropoda, Insecta, Hymenoptera, Formicidae.
CUUGCCACGUAUUUUUGCUGCUUGAGUGUCUCCAAGUAUCCUGCGAGAUCAACAAUUGAUUUAAUGUCUUUUACUUGCUUGUCUCAAGUGACUUAAAAAGUUUUUGGCAGAAAUGGGAUCGUCUCAAAGCGUGGAAAUACCAGGAGGUGGUACAGAAGGUUAUCAUGUAUUAAGGGUUCAGGAAGGUUCUCCUGGGCAGCAAGCAGGACUUGAAGCAUUUUUUGAUUUUAUUGUGGCAAUUGGAAAUACUCGACUAGACCAAGAUAAUGAUACUUUGAAGGAACUUCUAAAGGCUGGUGUAAAUAAAGAAUUAACAAUUACAGUGUAUAGUAGUAAAACACAAUCUGUAAGACGAACAAAAAUUGUACCAAGCAUGACAUGGGGUGGACAGGGUUUAUUGGGUGUUAGUAUACGGUUUUGUUCAUUUGAAGGUGCAAACGAAAACGUUUGGCAUGUACUUGAAGUACAUCCAUCAUCUCCUGCAGAGUUAGCUGGUUUGCAACCAUUUACUGAUUACAUUAUUGGUGCAGAUUCCAUUCUUCAUGAAAGCGAAGAUUUAUUUACUCUAAUAGAGGCACAUGAAUCGCGAUCUCUUAAAUUGUAUGUAUACAAUACCAAGGAUGAUUCCUGCAGAGAAGUGACUAUUACACCUAAUAAUACUUGGGGUGGAGAAGGAAGCUUAGGAUGUGGAAUUGGAUAUGGAUAUUUGCAUAGAAUACCUGUUAGAAGUGUGCCGGAGUCUAAGCCUGUCAAUUCAUACGUGAAUGUCAAGAUUGCUACACAAACUCAACCAGCAAUGACAACAAUUACUACAACUACUGCAGCAGAAAUCAAUCCAGCUAUCAAUACACCACUUGAGUUAUCAGUUCCACCAAAUUAUACUGCCUCAUUGAAUAACUCUGAACAUACUAUGAAAAAUUUGAAAAACGAACAAGAAGUUAAAUUAAUUGAAAAUAUAUCUAACUUAAAUAUACAACCACAGACAACAAGUCAUCUUAAUUUCACUGGUGCUGCUAGUAGCUACACACCAGUCAGUUCAGUUCCUCACACGUUUUCGAGUCAGCCUUCUGUUAGUUUCACACCUGGCACUUAUCAAGCAACUCCAAGCAUUCCUGGCAUGCCAACUAUUCCGGUAUUACCAACAACAUUACCUACGAGCGUCACCAAUUCUUAUGAAGCAGCAACAGCUGGACCAAUCAAUAUCCCAAGACAGCAGAGAGAACAAAACUUUGUUCAAGGUGCUAGUAUAGUCAAUGUUUCAGAAUUGCAAAGAGAACAAAAUCCUAUCCAUAGUGCAACUAUGACUACUAGAUUUAAUGUGCCUCAGUCUCAUAUUGUGACGACACCCAUUUCACUGCCAGGAAUGCCGCCUAUCACAGUUAGCGCCUCUCUCCCACAAAACACUCCCCUCUAUCCUUCUGUUCUUCAACAACAAAAUCAAUUUUCACCUAAUAUCAGCACUACUACUGUUGCUCCAACAUUGACUCCAACAUCGUCAUCAUCUAUACAGCAAAAUGUGCAUUCUUAAAAAUUAAAUUUAAAAAAGAUGUGAUUUUUCACUUUAAUAAAACGUAUUUUUAAUCAUGUUAGUAAAGUAAAACCGGAUUAAUUUGCUUGUUAUAAAUAUGGUUAUAGCUCGAUAAAAUUAAGUUAAUUUUUUUUUUCAUAA